Molecule: messenger RNA, 558 nt
Organism: Sphaeroforma arctica JP610
Lineage: Eukaryota; Ichthyosporea; Ichthyophonida
Exons: 4
Molecular function (GO): protein binding
Source: RefSeq, a predicted model, not a curated record
GUGUUGUCGUUGAGGGGAUGUCAUCGUCUGACGGAUUACGGGGCUACGAGGGCUCUAUCCAAUCGGACUGUGCCAGAACUGGACCAUAUUGACUUGUUCAACUGUUCCCAGCUCACCGAUAGUUUUCUUGUUCACCUGGUCAAGAGUUUCCCCGCCAUCUCCUUCCUGGGACUCAGCAAUUGUCAGUCGAUAGGUGCAAGAGGCCUUGCGGCUAUUGGUACUUUGACUUCAUUGGAAUAUCUAGAUAUUGCUUUGAUGUCGAAUUUGGAUGAUAAGGGGCUGUGGGAGUUAGCUGGCGGCUGCAUCAAUUUGAAAGUAUUGGAUGUCUCUGGAUGUCGGAGGAUCACGGAUAACGGGCUUUCUAUGUUAUUAUUGAUUAAGGCGAGGUUACGUUGUCUGCGCCUCGUCACUGUAGCAACAGCUGAAGGUCUUACAUUGGUUCAUAUGCGAUUCUUCCAGGGGUGCCCGUCUCUGCAGAAAUUGCGCGCGGUGAAGAGUAAGAUCACCGAUGCCGUGAGAGACGAGUUCCCAGGCGUCGAGUUCGAGCUAUCGAAAUAG